Molecule: messenger RNA, 3126 nt
Organism: Acanthochromis polyacanthus (spiny chromis)
Lineage: Eukaryota; Metazoa; Chordata; Actinopteri; Pomacentridae
Gene: cavin4a
Product: caveolae associated protein 4a
Exons: 2
Coding region: 229-1194 (321 amino acids)
Biological process (GO): regulation of gene expression
Cellular component (GO): cytoplasm; caveola
Source: RefSeq, a predicted model, not a curated record
UUAUCGCCUGGCCCACGUCCCAAUAAGCGCCCAAUUCAGGUUCUCUUUGGACCCUGGAGUCUUUUUUAAAAGGGGUAGGUGGAGUUUCCACUCUCUCCUGUCCCCAGACCUGAGUUUGGGUCACAGCGGUUGGGUGUCGCCUCUCUCUGGUCUCCCUGCUGGUCACCCCCACCCCGAAACUAAACCACAAAUCUGCAAAUUUAAGAAAAGAAGCAUCAAAACAUUGAAAUGGAUCAGCACAAGUAUCGCACGGCGGGCGUCCAGGAGAAGCUGGAGAUCAUCGGGGUGGAGGACGAGGCCGGGAACCCCAUCAGCGCCCUGACCAUCCUGUCGCUGCUGGAGCGAGUGGCCGGCAUCAUCGACAACGUCCAGUCCUGCCAGCAGCGCAUGGAGGAGCGUCAGCUGGACCUGGAGAACAACAUCAAGAGCAUCCAGGGCGACGUCCUGAAGCUGGCCAAAGACCACACCGACACCAGCGGCACCGUGGAGAAGCUCCUGCAGAAGACCCGCAAGGUCAGCGCCAACGUCAAGGAGGUCCGGACGCGUGUCGAGAAGCAGAACGUUCGGGUGAAGAAGGUGGAAACGACUCAAGAUGAGCUGCUCACCAGAAACAAGUUCAGAGUUGUCAUCUACCAGGGGGAGACGGAAAUCCCAUCAGUGGCUGUCACCAAGUCCCCUAAAGGAGUCGGUCUGGAGGGGGUGGAGAUCGAACCCGACUCCUACGACAUCCCGGCUGACCUCUCAUCCGAUGAGGAGUACCUGAGCGUGGAGGAGGCCGACUCCUCACGAGCCGCCCGCAUCAAGAAGUCCAUGGUGAAGAGCACGGAGACCCUGAAGGCCGCUUUCUCCAAGGAGAACAUGAGCAAAACCAAAGACAACCUCGGCACCAAGUUCCACAACCUGGGCGAGAAGGUGAUGCCGCCCGAGCGCCGGGAGAAGAUGCAUCAGGCCGGCGAGCGGCUGAAGCAGUCCGGUGAACGGCUCAAGGAGAACAUCGCCAAGAAAGCUCCAAGCAAAGAGGCCUUCCGCAUCAAGCUGAAGAAGGAGAGGGCCGUCGCUGAGGGCCAGGAGGGCGCCGAGGCCGAGACCAAGGAUGAGGAGUCAGCGGGGGGCGUGGCCUACACUGAGGUCGCCAUGGAAACCAAGAGGGAGGGGCCGGUGGAGGAGGCCGGCGCUACCCGGAUAGCAGAGUAAGAUCAGAGGUAACAGAUGAGCCACGAUUGGACGUGAAGAGGAGAAAACUCAACCAGGAGUAAAAGAGGUGUGCAAUGGACAGUUUGUUUGUUUGAAUGUAUCAAAGUGGGAGAAAAAUCAUCAGAACAUGAAGUGAUAUUUAUAAAAUCUACUAAUUCAGGUCAUCAAGAGUCGUCUGUUGUCAUUUAAGUAACUUGAUGCACUGAGAUAAAUUCAGGUUUAGGAUUUCAAGUCAAAGCUCCCUGAAGUUGUGUUUGACUAAAUUAUGAGUCCAGAUGGUAAAGAGUUUGCGUUGCGAUUCAUAACCAGGCUCAAAGUGCAGAUUAUUUAUUAUUUGUACAGGAUGGCUGCAGGGAGAAGGAAGAUGGCGGGUGUUUGACAGAACUUUGAGAAGGAAGAUGAAUGUUGACGUCUAUGUGUUAAUUUUCACAUAUAAUAUUGUACAUACUGACAAAACUGCCAAAACUGGGAAGGUGAAGUUGGCCUCAGCUGGUCUCUGAGAAGAAAAGAAACUAACACUGAGUCAGACUGGAUUCUGAACACAGAAUAGUUGGAGUUAAAGAGGAAACUUAUGGUGCUAGAGAGCGACAUCAGUGAGCGUUUAGGUAGACAUUAAAGCUGCAUCAGGCCAAGAGGUUUAACCCAAGUAACCAUAUAACUGCUGCACAACAUAAACUGGUAAAACAUGCUAGUUGGUCCAACUCUUCAUAGCUGUGUUUCCAUAAAGCAGAUUGAGGUGCCGCAUUAGAUAAAAUGGAUGUCAAUAGCAAGAUUUUUUUUUUAAAUUCUACAGUUCAAAAUCUGUGAAAAUCUCUGAUCAAGAAAAGAAACCUUCAGAUGGGGACUAAACACAAGUCAAAGCUGAAGAUAUAAAAUUGAAUCAUCUGCAAAGAAAUGUACACCGACUGGAAAGAAUGGUGUGUUUACAUUAAGUCUAAAAGAAAAUGGACCGACCACAGACCCCUGCAGAACACCAUUUCCCAUAACGGAACGAAAGAGUAACUGAAAAGGAAGUAUAACUGAGACAUUUAGAAUCCAUUGCAGGAAAAUAGUACAGCUGCAAGAUGACAAAAGAUGAAAUGAACAAACAAGAAGACAAAAUGAGUUAAAGUUUAGGAUGCAUAAAAUUGUGCAGUCUGCAAAGAAAUGGAUGCUGUAGCACUAAGUAUUAAGAAUGGUGUUAAUUAUACAAAGUGUAUGACAUUUUUUCUGAUUAAGUCUUCUCUUACUUUUUCUCUUCAAGAUUGUCAAUUUUUUUGUUUGCUGUACGUCUUCUUCAUAGUUUAUUAGUGAACAACUUGUAAACAAACUCUUUGCCUAGUGCAGCUUUAAGUUUAACAGUACUUUGAGGUAGAACUAGUAAAGCCUUUGCAUGAACUUUAGUCUAAUGCAGCCUCUUCUAACUAGAAAUUAGUCAGACUGUCAUUACUGGUCUGAAUGUGAUGGAUUUGAGCUCUGACAUUUUGCUGCGUUCAGGUGGGUGAAUGUUUUAGUUUUGGCUGCUUGAUAUUUAUAGUGUCUUUUGAAGUUUAUCCUCCUGAAGCGAUUACUGAGGUUACCGCCUUCGUCAGGAUCACAGGACGUAAAGUUUUUGGCACUUCAGUCAUCAGAUGUAGGCGCUUCGCUUUCACAGAGCUGCCAUUAUACACGAGUACAGCGUCUUAUUCUGAAAACAAACAACCUGUAUAUCUUUAACCUCUGUUUUAUUUCUUACUCAUAUAUGUAUUUAUGUCCCUGUACUGCUGCUGUUGAGUGGAUUUAGUGAAGUAGGUGAUAGGAUUUGCAUUCAUUUUUGAGUACAGCUUGUUUUGUUGCCAUUUUUACAACAGUGUCUCCCUGUUGCAUCAAGUUGAAAAUCAGCUGAUGUUGUUGUUUUGUGCCUGUACUCACUUUCUGUUUUUGAUAAAUAAAGUGAAACCUCUGUAAACUGUG